GACCGGUGAUGUACAAAUAGUAACUCUGAAUCGGACCUGUCAGUGAAUCACGGCAUUUGUUUAUAUGUUUAUGGUGUACGUGCAACAGACGACACCCAAUUGGGCGCAACCCUGCCCAAGCUGGACCGAUUCUGUCUCAGAAGUGAGGAAGACACAGAAACAAGUGGAUGUGUCAUAAAUUUCACUUGUGGUUUUUAACAGGAGGAUAUCGCGGUAUCCCUAAAUGGAUAUUUGCAUAUUAGUCAUCAGGAUUCGAAAAGUGAUCACAGCCUUCCCCAUCAGGUAUCACCACGUGAGAAUUCGCCAUCUCUCAUGAAUUCUGGUUGAUGGAUACACGGAAAGCUCCUGAACCGGCAGUUAUACAGAUAUCGAGCCGAUUCUACCGUGUUCCACUAUUAAAGCGGACCAACUUACUAUACGUAUUCUGUCACGUUAAUCACGUUGAUCAGUCACGAUACAUUAUUUUUGAAAUAAAGAAACUAGAUGUCAACAGUUUUUUGGAGAGAAAGAAACAGCGACUUUAUCAAGUAAAACGAGGUUCUAAUGACAAAUAGAGACUAAUGCUAGUAUUCUAUAUAAUAUCAAUUGGUGCGAGUGACUUCGUAAUUUGGCAGUUUUGGAUGGACCUGAUAUCAUUAAAUCGUAAUUUGAGAAUUUUGGGUUAAAAAUGAAUACUGACGGCGUGAUGAUGAAGACAAACGAGGUGAUGUCAUGUAUUACGUCAUUGGAGAACAGUAUCGAACGAUACACUGAGGCCCUUAAUCGGGUGGCCCUGAAGGCGGGCAGACUGGAGAAGUCGAAACACCUCUAUCGGUCGCAGAGCAGUGCCCAUGAUCUCCGGGAUGAGGAGCAGGUGACCGUGAAAGUCCGCCUAGUAUUCCUGAAAAUUGGUGAAAUCGAUACCUUAAAAGAGAACUAUGCAGCCGACAUAUUUGUUUACACAGUUUGGCGGGAACCUUCACUUGACGGUCGGUCCACAAAGGAUGUCGAAAACUUGGACUUUUCAAAAUACUGGAACCCGCGUCUUUUUGUGGAUAAUACGCUAGGAGACCCAAAGGAGGAGCUAUGGCAGUCAGUACAAUUUGACGACAGUGGUCAGGCCAGCAUGAUCGAGAAGAAACGCAUCAAAGGCACUUUUCUUGAAAAUUUAGAGUUGAAGCACUUUCCGUUUGAUACGCAGGACCUUUCGAUCACAAUCACCACUGAACGCUCAGAUACAGAGAUGGAACUUCUUACAGAUGAUAAAAAGCUGAGUAGUAUUAACGUGCAGUCCUUCAUCGACGCCCAAGAGUGGGACCUUCACACUCACGUCGAGACCUCAAAGAAGGUGACGACAAAAGAGUACUCGGGCUCGCAGUUAAAGUGUCCAGCCUUGGUCUUCACUUGUCGAGCUGCCAGGAGGCCUGGGUUCUUCAUUUAUAACAUUCUUUUAAUCAUGUUCUUUAUCUGUACGUUAGCAUUUGUCACUUACUCCGUCGAGAAGAAACUUACACAAAACCGUCUACAAUUGUCGUUUACAUUGGUGCUCACAGGGGUCGCUUUUAAAUUCGUUGUCAAUCAAAGUCUGCCAAAGAUUUCAUACUUAACGUACUUGGACAAAUACAUUCUCGUGUCAAUGUUUAUCCUGUGCCUGGUGUGCUUCUGGCACGCCAUAGUAAGCGUGCUGCUUAAGACCUUAGGCGAUACCGAGACAGUAGACAAGGCGGAUAUAUUUGCUCUUGUCGUCAUUGGUUUAUUGUACAUAUUCUUCCACAUCGUUUUCUUUGCCCAUAUAUACUUAGACGCCGGGAAGCGGCGGAGACUGAUGUACAGAAAGGACCAAGAAUACAAGCGCAAGUUAAAGGCUUUGCAGAAAGUGCUUCAAGCUGCAAGCAUUGUGUGACUGUCGCUCCGAUGAUCUGUGAAUUGUAUGGUACCGUAAUGCAUUUUUCAAAGUUUAAAUGUACGUGAAAUGUACGUAAACUCGUAAAUCAUAUACUGCACAUACGUGUUGUACUUAAUCAUUGGGAAGUUAUCCUGCCAAGUUAUCAGCCAUUCAGAAAUGCCAUUCGUAAGAUACAGUUAACCGUUCUUUAAUAGAAAUCAAGUCGUGAUAUGCUGUACACUCACUUCCUCCUGAUGCAGAGACUCUUAAAAAUUACAUAGACAAAGAGCUACAUGGCUUUCAAAUGUUGUUCGGCUCCGUGGAGUACUGUUAUUGUAUCAAGGCAUGCUCAAUAAGCGUCCAAUGGUCGAGGCUUCACAAGUCCUUUCCUGCAGUUAUUGAUGGUUAGCAUGAUAUUGCAUGGUUAUUUCGCGGCAUGCGACCAACUUCGUUGAAUAGCAUCGCAGAGCAAAAUGUUUUGUUGGUUCGGUUUGGAUGCGGUGACACCCUGACGCGUGCAUGCGCGCUCACGCAAUCGCACUCGGUGGAAACCUACCCCUGCUUGAAUCGCAGCGCGGCCGAUUCCGGACUCCUGGCAUGGCAUGUAUACUGAGAAUCUUUUUCACUUUCGCCUAUUUGGAGGAACGCCACACAGCGGUAACGCAUUUUUGAUACUGUAUAGACUUGAUAGAUUAACCAGUCAGAAUGCGAUUUGGAAUGCUUGAUCCGAUUGUCGUUGGCCGCGGUCAAUGUUCGACAAAAUAAGCGUGACAGUCGUGUCUACUGCAUGCACGUGCAUCAUUUUUAGUCGUGGGCGGAGUCACGAUGCGAUUUUCAUUUGAAGACCACUAGCUGGGAAUCUGUGGUCGCCGCACAACGAAAACCCGGAGCGUAUGCGAAUCAAAUGCACAAUACAGUUACGUAAUAGUGGCUUUCAAACUUAUAUGCGCUGCUUGUCACGGCACUUUUAUUUGCACUCGAUGCUUUCUUUGCAUGCUUGCAUGCUUGCAUGUUGUUGACAGACACUAGCUUUGUUAUCAGAGCGUAUGCAGUAAAAUCUCUCGUCUCAGCGACAUGCAACCUAAAUUUUGCAUGCUUAGGUUUUGUGUUGCAGCUCGCAACACCAGGAAACGCGUUAGCGAUUUUUGAGGCUGUUCCUAAUUGCAACAGAAAUCGCUUUCAUGCUCAGUGUUAUUCCAGUUAGCCCUUCCUUUCCCUUUUUAGUUACGUAGAAUUACACAAUCUCGAGGUGGCAUAAAUAACCAUGAUAACUGCCUGUUCCUCGAGUCAGUAUAGAUAUGAGAAAAUAGACAUACGAAAAGCAGAAUGUGCGGGCUUUAUGAAUAAUUUUGUGUUCAUCAGAGCUGUAUAGUUUAAAAACUUCUUUAGUUAGCGAACCUCAGCCUGUAAAAGUGAAAUUCAUAUCUCAGGUUGAGAUCUUUCUUUCCCAGGGCAAUACAUGUACUUCAAUUGCAUCAGCAUUGGAUUCGUAUCAGAGAUUAGAGAUUAGAUAUCAUUAGCAUAGUCAGCCUGAAAAAAAACGUGUUCAAGAAGGGAGGUUUCUAAAGCCUGUGAAAAUCUCGUUUCACUUCUAUCAUGUUAGCAACAAAUGCUCAUUAUAAUUUCGUGCCCCGAAUAUUGUAUUUAUUGAUAAAUUGUGAUAGGGGUAUACAUUGCAGCCUCUUAGCUUUAUAACAAAUAACUGAACCACGGUGAUUAUCAGGGACAUAAUUUCCGCGGUACAGUGCAGUGCAUACCAAGAAUAGAGGGCUGACCUUGACAUGAAAAUAGAGUUUUCUGAUUUUGUUCUCUUGCAAGUUGAUAAGUUCCUAUAGCGCCGAUGUUUUCAUCCAUCGCAUGAUUCUUUUGCAGGAGAGGAAGCUUGUAUUCGAGGCGAGUCAUCGGAAUCGAAUGAUGCAGGGCCGUUCGACGGUCAUCACGCCUCCCACUUCCCACGAGAACCACACCUUCAAGAGCGACUAUCGUUCGUGAUCGUUUUGUACAUACUUCAUCACAGGAACAACAAUCUCCAAGCCACGAUAUUGUUAACCGUCGCUAGAUUUGCUAAGUCUAAAAUUGAGCCAAGGUCGAAUGCAGCAGCGAGUGCCUAUCGCAAACUGUGCAGCGCGCUGCACUGCACUGCAACGAAUCAGGGAAUCAGUCUUGCGAAUCAACGAAUCAGUCUUGCGCACCAUAAAAUCUAAUCUACACUUUGAUGAUAAACAUCUAAACUCUAGUGUGUACAUGUAUACAUUUUGUGUAUUUCUGUAUCAAGUCAAAGGGUAAGCCUAAACUGGCACUCUGCCUUCGGAAACAACGUCUAAUAUGUGGAAAGACAUGGAAAAUAAUGCAUUAUGUUAAACGAGUUUUAUUUCAUUGAUGUCAAGUAGCGUGGCAUCUGGACCGCCAAGGUUUUUAAUAUCUCGUCAAGUAAGGAUUACUUGAUCUCAUCUAUUCAGAAUGACCAAACACAUUUUUGUAAAAGCCUUGAUGUUCAAGAUGGAUUUAUUUCUACUGUUGUAGAUGUGAUCGUUUCUGCACAUCGAAAACACGUUUUAUAUCAUAUUUUUGUAUAUCGCCGUCUUCAAAUCGACCGACAUAAUUAUGGGCGGAAACUAUCAUGUACAUGUAUAUGUCCACGUCUGUAAGUUCGCAUCAAGCGUUUUCUGGCUGGUAAGAAAUCAAGGUUUUGUUGGCCGAGACAAAAGUAGAUACGCAGCAAAAAAGUAUAUUAUACGUGUAAGUGUAUUAUACGUGUAAGUGUGUGGUAUAUGUAUGCUGGUACUCUGUCUGCCAACUUAGGGAAAGGAUCAUUUCCACCAUGCUCACAGCAUAACCAUUUGUAUCAAACGAAUUUGUUCUGUCAUAUGUGGAAGACAAUAACGCGCUUAACACAUUUAAUGUCUUAAAUAUUUACUUUAUCUAUUAUAGUAUUUAUCAUUACGAGGCAAUAUCAAUUGUAUAGGUAUAAGAAUCCCACACAACGAAAUAGGCCAUUGCCCGCCAUACGCACAUUUUAGUAAUACAUGUACAUCGAUGCACUAUGUUACGCUAUAAUUUACCAAAUGUAAUGAGAUCAGUUGAAAUCGAACCAUAUCUAAGCUUCUUUCGUCAGUGACGUGGUUGGGUUCGCAAUAUUCUAAUGUUUGUGUUUUUCCAGUUAUUACUUGAAAAAUUCAAUGGGUUCCAUUUGGCCAAGAGUAGGCCUCUAAUCUAGUUAAAAAUGAUUGCAUUUGUCAUCGAUGGCCUGUUUUUUCGUGUUUUAGAGGAAAUAUUGCACAAUAAAUAUUUGUAUAAUAAGUAUGUACAUGUAUACAGAAGAUGUUCUUCCUUAUGAUCAAGCCCUCUUUGAUUUUGUUAGUACAACAUGUAGUUAGGUUUUGUUGUUCACACACACAUGUCAAUAAAAAUAUGAUACACAAUCGGUCGUUUAUGUUAUUGUCAUGUUUCACAUUUACAAAAUUGAUCACUUCGGAAGAAUGGUGACCCUGCAUCCCUCUCCCUUACUCAAUGGAACGUCUUAGGGCCAAGGUCGCCGUCCUCUUUGAG
Messenger RNA from Lineus longissimus, 5413 nucleotides. Its product is annotated as cys-loop ligand-gated ion channel-like. The record is from RefSeq and is a predicted model, not a curated record. Gene Ontology annotation, biological process: chemical synaptic transmission; nervous system process; regulation of membrane potential. Gene Ontology annotation, cellular component: synapse; neuron projection; plasma membrane. Lineage: Eukaryota; Metazoa; Nemertea; Pilidiophora; Heteronemertea; Lineidae. Gene Ontology annotation, molecular function: extracellular ligand-gated monoatomic ion channel activity; transmembrane signaling receptor activity; neurotransmitter receptor activity. The transcript is spliced from 8 exons. The coding region runs from base 668 to 1882 and encodes 404 amino acids.